This is a messenger RNA of Symbiodinium natans, 3021 nucleotides long. The record is from the annotation of a GenBank genome assembly. NCBI's taxonomy places the organism in Eukaryota, Dinophyceae, Suessiales, Symbiodiniaceae.
AUGGCCCGGAUUCUCCGGGCCCUGGUGGCAGCUACCAUCUGGGCUGCUUGCCUGGGGGAUUACGUCGAAGGAGACUGCAAGGAAGCCGACCGCCAGGGCCUCUCUUUCAUCCAGGCGAAGGCACUAGCACGUGACAGGGCCAUCGCGAAGAAGGAGGUGGAGUACCAUUGGUCUUCUGGUCGCGGCAACUUCCCCAACUAUGGUGUGGCCAAAGACGCGGCACCUUUCGAUCUCUCCGCUCGGUUCGCUUGGAGCUGGUCUCAUCCGCUUGGAAGAUUCCACACGCUGACGUACGGCACCGCCAUCGACCACCUGAGCAAUGUCUACCUUAGUGGAGCAGAUGGAAUCCGAAAGUUUGAUCCGAGUGGCAAACUGUUGUGGGAGUAUGCGUCGCUGCCUGCCGAGAUGAUGGAUGCCCCUUCCCUGUUCAACGGGACCAUCUACGGAAGUGAUACGGAAGGGAACGUGGUCGCCCUGAACAUGGAAGAUGGCAAGGUGGAGUGGAAGACCCAUGUUUCCAAUGCCAUCUGCCAGGACAACGGUUUCACCAUGGCCAAGGACGGUGUGGUCCUUGCUGCCAGCGAUUGUCGCGAGCCCUCUCCGCAAGGAUCGGCCAAUCAAUUGAUCAAGGCUCUGUGUGCCAGCACCGGCAAACUGCUCUGGACCCAUGCGCCUGACACUCCCAUUUGGAACUUCUUGCCACUUUUUGUAGACGAGGGCGACUUCGUGUUUCAGGACAUGACUGGCAAGGCCUACCGACUGCACCUGCACACCGGCAAAGUGAUUUGGAAGAGCGGCGGCAAGGAAGGCACUUGGACAGAUGGCGGUGCAGCAGUGGGCAAUGGGAUGCUUUUCGCCGUGAACAACAACCACAAGCCCCACUACACGCCCCCAGGUGCUCAGUAUGCCAAUGGCGAAUACGUUCCUGGCACGCUGAGUGCAUACAACCUCAGUACCGGCAAGCUGAUGUGGAAAGAGGUGACUCCGCGACCACCCAACAAUGCUCCUGCCGUGGGCAAGGUGAAGAAUCUGCCUGGCAUGUCCGUGGUCAUGCCCCUGUGUCAUCAAGGGCAUAAAGGAGCAUUCUGCGAUGUGCAUGUUUACAAUGCAGACACUGGAGACUUGCGGUGGGUCUUCCAUGGGCCAGCUCAGAGGGCACGUUUGCAGGCAGGAGACCGUGAAGGGGUUGGUGACCGCCUGAGCACGGGCAUCCGCGCCAUCUGCUUACCCAACGGCUGGAGCGCGCCCACCAUCGAUGCCGAGGGAACGGUCUUCGUCGGCCACGAAGAUGGGAACUUCUACGCCCUGCGCGACAUGGACGGCGAUGGCACGAUCUUUGGACCUGACGAGGUGCAGCUUUAUGAUACCAAGGCCGCAUUUUCAGGAUCCUCUUCCCCGGCUGUUGCCCCAGGCAUUCUGGCCAUCGCUUCCUGCGCGGUACAAGCGCUAGCAAAAGAUGCCAUGGACAACUGGCACUCAGCACAGGGGGGCAAGACGGCGCAUGGCCCCGUCACGCUGGGACGGCUGCAAUCGUGGUACUGCGAGCUCAGAGAUCGCAACUUCAUGGCGAGGUUUUUAAACGACAUGGCCCGGAUUUUCCGGGCCCUGGUGGCAGCUGCCUUCUGGGCUGCUGGCAGGGGGGAUGCCGUGGAAGGAGACUGCAAGGAUGACCACCCAGGCCUCGCCUUCAUCCAGGCGAAGGCACUAGCACGGGACAGCGCCAGCGCGAAGAAGGAGGUUGAGUACCACUGGUCUUCGGGUCGCGGCAACUUCCCCAACUAUGGUGUGGCCAAGGACACGGCACCGUUCGACCUCCCCUCGCGGUUCGCCUGGCACUGGUCUCAUCCCCUUGGAAGGUUCCACACCCUGACGUACGGCACCGCCAUCGACCACCUGAAGAACGUCUACCUUGGUGGAGAAGAUGGAGUCCGAAAGUUUGAUGAGAGUGGGAAACUUUUGUGGGAGUACUCGUCGCAUCCUGCCGAGAUGAUGGAUUCUCCCUCCCUGUUCAACGGGACGGUCUACGCAAGUGAUACGGAAGGGAACGUGGUCGCCCUGAGCAUGGAAGAUGGCAAGGUGGAGUGGAAGACCCAUGUUUCCAAUGCCAUCUGCCAGGACAACGGCUUCACCAUGGCCAAGGACGGUGUGGUCCUUGCAGCCAGCGAUUGCCGCGAGCCCUCCCCCAACGGAGAGUCCAACCAUUUGGUCAAGGCCCUGAACGCCAGCACCGGCAAACAGCUCUGGACCUAUGCACCUGACACCGCCAUUUGGAACUUCCUGCCUCUUUUUGUAGACGAGGGCGACUUCGUGUUUCAAGACAUGACCGGCAAGGCCUACCGACUGGACCUGCGCACCGGCAAAGUGAUUUGGAAGAGCGGCGGCAAGGUAGGCACUUGGACAGAUGGCAGCGCGGCGGUGGGCAAUGGGAUGGUGUUUGCAGUGAACAACAACCACGCACCCCCCAAUGCCUUCGCCAGCGAGUUCAGUCCUGGCACGCUGAGUGCAUACAACCUCAGUACGGGCAAGCUGAUCUGGAAAGAGGUGACUCCGCGACCACCCAACAAUGCUCCUGCCGUGGGCAAGGUGAAGAAUCUGCCGGGCGUUUCCGUGGUCAUGCCCCUGUGUCAGCAAGUGCACCAGGGAGCUUUCUGCGACAUCCAUGUUUACGACGCAGACACCGGAGACAUGCGCUGGGUCUUCCAUGGCCCGGCACAGAAGGAGAUCUUGCAGGCCGGAGACCUCGAAGGCGUAGCAACCCGCAAGAGCUUGGGCAUCCGUGAUACGUGCCUGCCCAACGGCUGGAGCGCGCCCACCAUCGAUGCCGAGGGAACGGUCUUCGUCGGCCACGAAGAUGGAAACUUCUACGCCCUCCGUGACGUGGAUGGCGACGGCACGAUCUUUGGACCAGACGAGGUGCAGCUUUAUGAUACCAAGGCAGCGUUCUCUGGAUCCUCUUCCCCAGCCGUUGCCCCCGGCAUGCUGGCAAUCGCUUCCUGCGAUUCGCUCUUCGUGUUCAAGUAA